This is a messenger RNA of Danaus plexippus (monarch butterfly), 1209 nucleotides long. RefSeq names its product CIMIP2 protein CG18335-like. NCBI's taxonomy places the organism in Eukaryota, Metazoa, Arthropoda, Insecta, Lepidoptera, Nymphalidae. The transcript is spliced from 8 exons. Bases 134 to 1063 code for a protein of 309 amino acids. The record is from RefSeq and is a predicted model, not a curated record.
AAACUCAACAUUGACAAGAUUUUGACAAAUGAAGCCAUAACGAGAGCUGUGCUAAAUUAACAAAAUCAAUUUACUCUUUGAAAUGUUUUAAGAAAUUAUGAGUAAGAUUCAUCAUUAACAAACAAGAAAAAUCAUGGCGUUGGAUCUAGUGAGCAUAGCGCAACCACAUUAUAUACCUGGAUACACCGGCCACUGUCCAGAGUACAAAUAUCGUAUUGGCGACACAUAUGGGUCGACCACUCACAAAAUAUUACUUGAUCCCAGCGUUAAUCACAGCGAAAGAUUAGUUCUGUCAGAUAGGACUGCUGACGAUUUUCAGAUAUACCGUCCACCGCAAACUGACAUUGAUGUCGUGAACGCACGGUUCCGCAAUGGCGACCCCGUAUACAAGCAUCCUAUGAUACCAGGAUAUGAAGGUUUCUUGCCUCGAUUGAAUGCGCACUUUGGUCAGCGGUACACUGUCUCUGCGACCGAGGCGCUAUCGGAAUUUCAAAAAUCACAGCUCAACAGCAGAGCUGCUAGGAAUCAAUUAGAAAGGGUGGUUGAUCUACAGAUCGGAAAGGGACAGCCAUGGGAUCUUGUGGAUAGAUUCUCUGCUACAGCCGAGUUCAAAUUGCCGUUAGUGGUUGUGAGACCAGAAUGUGCUGGAAUUUUAAGGGACUUGCCAAUGGAUGAACCGAAACUAGCACCGCCCACACAUUCCACCAGCCCUUACUUUAUGGAAAAUAGUCACCCAGAUAAAUAUAUUGUAAAAGGUUAUUCCGGUCAUGUGCCGUACGGAUUCCAAAGAUUUGGCGAGUCCUCGAAGAAACUUACAAACUCUGCACUUUGUGACUUUUCAUCAAACUACAGACGAAGGCAAAGUACAGAGUGGGCUCCUGUAAAUGUAGUGAAACCGGAUCCUCCUCUAUCCAUAAAUCCCACUGAGAUCUAUCACAAACACGUGGGCAUGUUGCCCAAUUACGCGGGUCACGUGCCGGGAUGCGUGUUCAGAUUUGGAAAAACCUAUGGAAAUGAUACGAGAGAUGCUAAGAGGUGGUUGCGUGGUGACUUCACUUCAUGAAAAUAACAACCCAUCUAGAAUUCUAGACUUCUAAGACGCUUUAUUGGACUGAACUAAUGCCUAACCGUUUCUGAUAAUUUGGACAACAUUUCGGCAACUUCUUUCACGUUUUAUAGCAGGUUUUAAUUAAAAAUAUUUUACACCAA